This is a messenger RNA of Paramecium tetraurelia, 1299 nucleotides long. RefSeq lists its product as uncharacterized. Lineage: Eukaryota; Ciliophora; Oligohymenophorea; Peniculida; Parameciidae. Gene Ontology annotation, molecular function: GTP binding. The record is from RefSeq and is a predicted model, not a curated record. The transcript is spliced from 5 exons. Gene Ontology annotation, cellular component: nucleolus.
AUGGCUAAGUUUACAAACAAACCUAAGGGUCGUACAAGUAAGAGAUUGGCAUUGAAUAAGAAAUACAAAAUAGAGAAGAAGGUUAAAUAGCAUCACAAAAAGCUCAAAAAGGAAGCCAGAAAGAUGAGUGCCUUGGGAUAAAUUAAGAAAACUUCGUCCAAAGAGAUAGGAAUCCCCAAUAUGUAUCCAUUUAAGAAGAAUGUUAUUGAGACCCUGAAAAGGAAGAAGGAUUAAGAGGAGCAGGAGAAAAAGAUAUAAAAAUUAUAAUAAAAAGAGGAACUCGAUCUUAAUUUGGCUGAAGUCAAAUCAAAUCUAUAUGAGACAAAGGCUCAGGUGGUUGUUGAAGAAGAAUAAAUCAAAUAAGAGAAUUUGACUUAAUUAACCAAAGAGCAUAAGAAAUAUAUUACCCAAGUGAAGAAAGUAGCAGAGGCUGCUGAUAUAUUGUUGAUAAUCUUGGAUGCCAGAGAUCCAUUGGCAUGUAGAUGCAAGCAUUUGGAGAGAGAAAUCCUCGGUAUGCCAGGAGAUAAAAAGAUAAUAUUGGCAAUGCAGAUGCAUGGUUGGCUCAUUUGCGAAAGAGAAUUUGCUACUGUUCUCUUCAAAGCCAAUACCUAAUAAUAAUAAUCCAACUUAUCAUCAGCCUCCAUUUACAAGAAAACCCUAUCUCAGAGACAGGAUUUGGCUGAUGAUUUGACUUCAUCCUCUAAAGCCAUAGGAGCUGACAAGCUAUUGGAAUUGAUAAAGAAUUACUCAAAAAAUGAUGGAGUUAAGAGCAGUGUGACUGUUGGUGUUAUUGGAUAUCCCAAUGUUGGAAAGAGUUCAGUCAUCAACAGUCUCAAGAGGAGCAAGGCUUGUGCUGUGUCUUCUACUCCAGGAUUCACAAAGGGUCUUUAAGAAGUGGUUAUUGACAGUUAGGUGAAGAUCAUUGAUUGUCCAGGAGUAGUCUUUGAUUCUGAGAAUAAGGAGAGCACUUUGUUAAGGAAUAUCAUCAAGAUUGAGUAAAUUGAGGAUCCAAGGGAGCCAAUUGGAGAAAUUUUGAAAAAGGUUUCUAAGAAUGAGUUACUCUUACUGUACAAAAUUCAAACAUUCAACAAUUUGAACGAGUUCUUGUGUUAGGUAGCUUUGGCUAGAGGGAAGUUGCAGAAAGGAGGCAUUCCAGAUUUAGAUUGUGCAGCUAGAAUUGUGUUGUAGGAUUGGAACCAAGGAAAGAUUAAAUAUUUUACUGUUCCACCUAAUUAAAUUGAAUAAGAAUGACUUAUAUAUUUGUUUGUUUUCAUAAAAAAAUUAAUAAAGCUUCAAGCA